Molecule: messenger RNA, 1125 nt
Organism: Fraxinus pennsylvanica
Lineage: Eukaryota; Viridiplantae; Streptophyta; Magnoliopsida; Lamiales; Oleaceae
Source: the annotation of a GenBank genome assembly
AUGUCUGCACACAAUCAUUUACCUGAGAAGAUGCAGACGAGGAAUAUCUUACCGUGUCAUCAGGUGAUUGAUUGGACAGGUUCUGAAAGGCGACUGGGAUUUGUCGGCGGGGUGGACAGUGCAUUCUUUGGGAAUUUUUCAGUCUUGUUCCACCGGUGUACUUCCCCAGCAGCUGCGUCGUCAUCGUUUGAUUUGAGCUUCUCAUUUUUGCUUUUUCAACAAGGUAAAGUGGCUGGGAGUUCUAGAUCCAGAUCCAAUUUCAUUCUCUCGUACACAGUAUUUCCGAGCUUACUAUUUCAGUCAAUCCCAGCUCUUCUGGCUCAUUAUAACUGGACAACAAUGUCUAGAAGGGUAAAUACUGCUCGUCGCUUUGCAGACAGUGGGAGCCUCCCUUUUGUGGGUUCAUUACAUCCCAAAUCACGCCCAUCUCCUUUAUUAUCAAUAGGGCUUGUGGUUGUGGGCGCAUUGCUGAUAAUUGGUUACAUGUACCAUGGUUCAGGUGGAAGGAGCGGUGAUAUAGCUACUUUAAAUGGACUUGAUGGAGGUGUCUCAUGUACAUUAGAAGUUAAGAAAAUAAUACCUAUUUUGAAGAAAGCAUAUGGGGACAGCAUGAGUAAAGUGUUGCAUGUAGGCCCCGACACCUGCUCAGUGAUCUCUCAACUAUUAAAAGAAGAAGAUACUGUGGCCUGGGGUGUUGAGCCAUAUGAGUUAGAUGAUGUUGAUGGCAACUGCAAGAGUCUUGUGCACAAAGGCAUUGUGCGUAUGGCCGAUAUCAAGUUUCCUCUUCCCUACAGGGCGAAGUCAUUCUCUCUUGUCAUUGUGUCAGAUGCUUUGGAUUACUUGUCACCCAAGUACCUAAACACGACUGUUCCAGAAUUAGCAAGGGUAGCUGCUGAUGGUUUAGUUUUAUUAUCAGGUCAACCAGGUCAGCAGAGAGCUAAAGUAGCUGAGCUAUCAAAGUUUGGACGUCCGGCUAAACGGAGGAGCUCAACUUGGUGGAUAAGGUUUUUCAUUCAAACCGGCUUACAUGAAAAUGAAACUGCUACCAAGAAAUUCGAGCAGGCAGCAGCCAAGAAUUCGUAUGAGUCGACAUGCCAAGUUUUUCACCUCAAACCUUCGCACUGA